AUGAGAGGUGUGGAUGACGACGACCCACCGCUCACCUCCAGACCUGGACGGCCAAAGGAACAAUGUGUCCACUCCAGUUGCCAGUGCACGUCUCACGUGUCCGAAGAUGCUCAACCGGACCAACUGGAGUUCUUCAAACCUCCACAUGUUUGGCUGAUCCUGCACGAUGCUUCUCCUGCAAGUGCUCUGGGACUCACAGAUACUGCCACUGACAUUAAGUUACCUGUAUCAACACGGAUAAACAACGGAAAAAACUUCGUAAAAGAACAACAUAUUACCGUGCCCACUUUCAACAAUACAAUAACGACGGAUUUAAUAAAGCUGGGAGAUAAAGAUUGCAAUUCAACGGAAGUCUAUGACUUAAGUGAUAGGACCAGUUCAAUAAGAAGCACGGGGUACACAAACAGUAACAGUAUGCACGUAACUAAAAUUCCUUUUCGCACCAGCAAGGAAAACUCUGAAUUCAACUUUAAAGGAAUUAGUGACGAUACUUCAGUGGAUGAGACUGUAGAAACUUGUUUUUAUUGUGAAGUAUUUCGUGAGUUGAACAUCCUCGUUGACAGUCAGGUGCUUAUAGGCAGAAGGGAUGCAGAUAGUAAGUACACAAUUCUGGAAGCCUACAGGCGUAGAAAACACGGCGAACUCGUUGUUUCGGAGCUGGGGUACUGGGAUAGGUCAGCUGCCGUCGUCUGGAAAGCUGUCCGCGAAGUAGCGGUCAGGAGACUGGACCUGAAGCGCACAAAGGUGGUGGCAUCCAUUGUGGUCACCAACCCAGAGACGCUAGAUCACCUGAAUGAUCUUCACAACAGGCACAUCGAUACAGUCACUAAGCUCAACUACCUUCUCCUCCUGCACGCAACUGACGUUUUGAAUGCUAGCCUGGAGCUGAUAGUGGCGGACGAGUGGGGCUACGAGGCGAACGGUUCGUGGAGCGGCAUGGUGGGCAGCCUGCAGCGGUCGGAGGCGGACGUGGGCGGCACGGCUCUGUUCGUCACGGCGGACCGCAUGCGGCUCAUCGACUACAUCGCCAUGACCACGCCCUCCGUCGCGGCGUUCGUGUUCCGGCAGCCGCCGCUGUCGCUGGUGAGCAACCUGUUCACGCUGCCCUUCAGCCGCGCCGUCUGGGCCUCGGCGACAGCGCUGGUGGCUAUGUGCGCCGCUCUGCUGCUGGCCGCCACCCGCUGGGAGUGGCGCCGCGGAGACCCGCAGCUGACAUGGGGCGAGGUCGCCAUGCUCGCCGUGGGAGCCGUCUGCCAGCAGGGUUCCCCAGCAGAGAGCCGCGGCGUGCCGGGCCGCAUCGUGACGCUGUCCCUGCUGGUGACGGUGAUGUUCCUGUACACCUCCUACUCGGCCAGCAUCGUGGUGCUGCUGCAGUCCACCACCACCUCCAUCCGAACGCUCGCCGACCUGCUCUACAGCCCGCUCGGGCUUGGCGUCCACGACAUCGUCUACAACAGGCACUUCUUCCUGGCGGCAGAUGAACCGGUGCGGCGCGCGCUGUACCGGCAGAAGGUGGCGCCCCCGGGCUCCGAACCGCACUUCAUGACGCUGGAGGAGGGCGUGCGGCGCAUGCGCACCGAGCCGUUCGCCUUCCACUCGGAGCUGAGCCCCGCCUGGCAGCUGGUGCAGGAGACGUUCCGCGAGGAGGAGAAGUGCGGCCUGCAGGCCAUCCCCUUCCUGCAGCUCAUACACCCCUACAUCGCCGUGCAGAAGAACGGCGCCUACAAGGAGAUGUUCAAGAUAGCGUACCGGCGCAUCUGGGAGCGCGGCCUGCAGCACCGCCAGCUGUCCCGGCUGUACACGACGCGGAAGCCGCGGUGCGCCGCAGGCCGCGGCAGCAGCUUCGUGUCGGUGGGCAUCGCCGACUGCUACCCCGCGCUGCUCGUGCCCGUCUACGGCGUCGCCUUCGCCGUCUUCGCCCUCUUGCUCGAGAUACUAUUCCACCGCAGAAAAGUGAAGAGGACAACAACUGUGACCGUCAUGAACACAAGACGUAAUGAAGAUCGUAAAACAUCGAGUUUCUCAAUACGUACACUCCAAUAA
Messenger RNA from Schistocerca americana (American grasshopper), 2043 nucleotides. Its product is annotated as glutamate receptor ionotropic, kainate 5-like. Bases 1 to 2043 code for a protein of 680 amino acids. The record is from RefSeq and is a predicted model, not a curated record. Gene Ontology annotation, cellular component: membrane. The transcript has 10 exons. Gene Ontology annotation, molecular function: ligand-gated monoatomic ion channel activity. NCBI's taxonomy places the organism in Eukaryota, Metazoa, Arthropoda, Insecta, Orthoptera, Acrididae.